AGUGAAAACAAGAGCAAGUAAAUAGUGUAGCCGGCUGUUAGUGAGUCGCUCGACGAUGAGCAGCGCGUAUGCCAAGGAGAAUUUUGCUGUCGACAUAAACUAUGAUAGUUCAUAUGACAACAACAAAGCGAGGCGGAAACAAUCUCUAUGGAGGAUGUGGAAGCGCCUUUCGCAAAUGCAGCGCAGUGUCAUUGUACUGGUGCUGCUAUUGGGUGUCUUGUCAGCACUGUAUAUAAUUCCUGUUAUCCAACUUGAAAGAACCAAAAACAAAGAAAUGAAUGAAUUACUGAAGAAAAAGCAGUCAUUCUUCCAAUCCCAAAGCAAAAUGUUGCGUUCCAAACUGCUGAAUGAAUUAGAAGAACAAAACAAGGCAAAGCAACAGGUUAAUGAGAUACAGAGAGCUCAACAACAAAUGCCUAUUCAAAGAGGAGGCGAACAGAUUGUGUUACAGCCACCUGAAGUACCUCUUAAGUUUGACAGUCAUCAGGAAAAACAAAUUCAUAGACCAGCUGAAGGGAAACGCAUUCCUGAAGCAGCAUUUAGACUUCCUAAAUCUAAGUCCAAGAGGCAGAUAUCUGUGAUCAAUGCCUUCAGUCAUGCUUGGAAAGCUUAUCAAGAAUUUGCUUGGGGGCACGACGAAUUGAGGCCAGUUGCAAAAACAUAUCAUGAUUGGUUUGGAGUUGGACUAACUAUGGUUGAUGCAUUAGACACAAUGUUUAUUAUGGGUCUUAAUGAAGAAUUUAAGGAAGCUCGCAGCUGGGUAGAAAAACACAUGAAGUUAGAUAUAAACCAAGAUGUGAAUCUAUUUGAAAUAACUAUCCGAAUUCUUGGAGGCUUACUAAGUGCCUAUCAUCUGUCUGGAGAUGAAGUGUUCAAGCAAAAAGCUAAAGAACUUGGAGAUCGAUUAAUGCCUUGUUUUGAUUCCCCAUCUAAGAUCCCAUACUCAGAUGUUAAUCUAAAGACCAAAAAAGCUCAUCCUCCUCGGUGGGGUCCAGACAGCACUACCUCUGAAGUAACUACAAUACAACUUGAAUUUAGAGAUCUAAGUCGAAUUCUCAAUGAUCCCAAAUAUGAGGUGGCUGCAAGUGAAGUAUCUAAUCAUAUUCAUCGGCAACCAAAGAAAGAUGGCUUAGUACCAAUAUUUAUUAAUGCUCAAACUGGUAUUUUUCGAAACACUGCUACAAUUACACUUGGUGCACGUGGGGACAGUUACUAUGAAUAUCUACUAAAACAGUGGUUACAAACAGGAAAAAUUAAUAACACUUUCAAAGAUGAUUACUUAGAGGCAGUGAAAGGAAUGCAGCUUCACCUCAUGAAAAUGUCAGAACCUAGCAAAUUAGUGUAUUUGGGGGAACUGCUUGGUGGUCGACAUUUUAGUCCGAAAAUGGACCAUCUUUUAUGCUACCUCCCUGGAACAUUGGCCCUUGGUUACAUGCAUGGCCUUGGAGAUGAUCAUUUAGAACUGGCCAAGAAACUCAUGAAAACUUGCUUCUAUAUGUAUAAUCGAAUGCCCACCAAAUUGAGUCCUGAAAUUGUGUACUUCAAUAUGGCUCCAGGAGCUAAAGAGGAUUUAAUUGUAAAGGCAGUAGAUGCUCACAAUCUUCAUCGACCAGAAACAGUGGAAAGCCUUUUUUAUUUAUACCAAAUUACUAAAGAUAAAAAAUACCAAGAGUGGGGUUGGAUGAUAUUCCAAGCUUUUGAGAAAUAUACCAAGCUCCCUAAUGCUGGUUAUUCUGCUAUCAAUAAUGUCAAAAGUAUUACCAAUCCUGGCUUUACAGAUAAAAUGGAAAGUUUCUUUUUAGCAGAAACCCUGAAAUAUUUCUAUUUACUUUUCGCAGAAGGUGAUGCUAUUAUUCCUUUGGACAAAUAUGUAUUUAACAGUGAAGCUCAUCCAUUACCAAUCUAUAAUUCUUAAAUAUAUAAAAAAAUUCAUUCAAAAUUUUUUUUUUCUUUUGCCAUUUUUCAUCACAGAAAAAUAAACAAAACGGUUGUAAAAAAAGAACAUUCUGAAGAAAAUAUGAUUUCAGUUGUGCAGAUUUUUAAAGAGCUGUAUUAUAAAUUUUAUUCAAAGACUCUUUAACUAUAUGUUAUUUAAAUCAUCAAAAAUGUGAAAUAGUGGUGUUAAUUCUCUGAUUUAAAUUAUGUUCUACAGUAAUAAUACAUUUAUUUGUUACCAAGGUAAAGAUUAUGUUGUAAAAUACAUUUACUUUACCUACAGAUUUCCUUCAUAAUAAUGCUAUUAAAAAAUCCCAAAAAAUUUGAAUGCAAUCCAGGGAGCAAUACUAAAAAAAUAUUUAUAUUGGGAGUCUCUUUGGCAAAAUUGUAUUCUAUCCUGUAUAAAGAUGAUAUAAAUGUUUUACUGAAGUUAAUGCAUUAUGCCAAUUGAUAAAUAUCAUACAGACCAAUAAUCCUUUAGUAUAUUACCUAUUUUUUAUGCUGAUUUCAUUUUAUUUAUAUAAUAGAUGAGCUGUUAAAUAUUGAAAAGGCAUUGAAAUGAAAAUAUAUAUAUCAUGAUAAAAUGCAAUAGUUUUAAUAUUAUACGUGUAUUAAAAUCUUGUCUAGUUUUUAAUCUGAAAUGUUAUGAAAAGUUGUCAUGUAACUGAGUAAUAUAUUUGGAUCAACCUUCCUUCAUAAGAAAGUGGUCCAAAAUUUUUGAUUGCUGAUUAAACAUAUGAGUAAGAAUUACCUAAAUGCAAAGAAAAAAGAAUGUAAUGUAAAUAUUUUUAUGGAAAAUAAGGAAAGAGAAAAAAAUUUACGUCUUGAUAUUAUGAAAAUUAAAUUGACAUUGCCAAACUAUAGGAGGUUUAUGGUUGAAUGAUUCAGCCAGUAUAUUACUGGUUGAAUUAUUGAACUCAGCUGAAUUUAAAUUCUGAACAUAAAAGGAUGUAACUAAAUAGUACAGCCUUAUGUUUCUGACCUGUUUGCCAUACUCUCGGAUAUUAAUUAGAAGAAAUAAGUGACGACUUGGGUCAGUUUUGCUGUGUAUUUUAUUGUUUUUAAAUCAAACAUCUCAUUAAUCAGUAAUCACCAAGAUUUGCAUGUCAUUUUGUACAAAGUCAAAAUAUCCAAUUUAAACACAGCAAGUAUAAAUGCUAUAGUUUCAGCAGAUUAAAUUCAUCGAUGACCUGAAACAUAUACCCUGUACGUAAAGAUAAAUGUAUAUGGCUGUACAAAUGCUCUACCACCACCAAGCUUAUGACAAGCUGAGCAGAGAUUUUUAUGCCUUGGUGGUCUUGUCCUAGAGAAGAAUUUAGUGGACCUCAAUAGUAACACUGAGUAUACAUCCAUACAUAAAAGAGGUGAAGAAAAUGUGAAAUGAGGCACAAAGUCUUAAGUUUUUACAUUACUUUAUUUGAGCAUUAUAACCAAGUCAUCUAUGUGUAUACAUCAAGCUCUUUAAAGCAGUCAAUGUUAAAAACAACUAUUUGUAAUUUUCAAAGUUAAUCAUUAACAAUGUAUAAGUUUCAAAGUCUUUUGUAUAGCUAUUUUUUCUCCUUCACUCCAUAUGCAUGAAUUUGUUAUGCUUAGUUCCAUAAAUAAUUCUUGUAAAAAGAUAGAUGCAGGUGGGGAAAUUUUAUGUUUACAAUAAGAAUACAUGGAUUAUUUCUUUUUAAUAUGGAGAAAUUGACUCCAUUAUAAUAAUUUUAAAAGUACAGUCAUCUAAUUUCUCCAAAUAAAUACUUACCUAAUGUGAAUUUGGAUUACUCAGUAAGUUAACUAUUUGGGGGUGCUUUUAAUAAGACAAAGCUAUAUUGUUUAUAAAAUAACCACUUCCUGUUUACAAAUUUGAGUUACUUUUCUCACAUUCUCUUCAAUAAUUCUUGGUACAAGUCUAUUUUCCCCCUCACAUUAAGCUUCAGUAAAGCUACAUUGUGAAAGAUAACUGGAUAUGAUGUACUAGCCCCUUCUUCUCUUUCUCUGAUCUCCCCACAAGUUUUGUGUUGAGAUUGAGAAAUAAUCAUGAAAGUCCAAGGUUUUCAUGUAUGUAUAUGUGCUGGUCCUUAAAUUCAGCUGUUGUUCAGAGACAAAAUAAAUUGGGUGUUUAGAGCCUUUCCCAUUGUGAUACCUUCCAAAAUUCUUCCAGUUGAAUUUGUUGUAAUUCUAUCUUUGAAUUUUUAUUUUAUCCCUGCCAUUGUUGUUUACUGUCAAUCAAUAACUGGUAUACUUCAAUAUACUAGUUAUUGACUGAUAGAGAAAAAGCAGGCAAAUUUCCCUCAAAUUGCACCCUGCUAUUUUAAGUAAGGAUAGGACAUUUUGAUUAAUGUCCUACAUAGCCCUAAAAAGACAGGAUGGCCAUCGCUAGAAUACUUUGGAUCAUAGACCUGAUGGUUAAGAGUUGACCUGGAGUUAAACAUCAAAAA
Messenger RNA from Octopus sinensis (East Asian common octopus), 4361 nucleotides. Its product is annotated as endoplasmic reticulum mannosyl-oligosaccharide 1,2-alpha-mannosidase. The coding region runs from base 56 to 1915 and encodes 619 amino acids. Lineage: Eukaryota; Metazoa; Mollusca; Cephalopoda; Octopoda; Octopodidae. The transcript has 11 exons. The record is from RefSeq and is a predicted model, not a curated record. Gene Ontology annotation, biological process: carbohydrate metabolic process; N-glycan processing. Gene Ontology annotation, cellular component: membrane; endoplasmic reticulum. Gene Ontology annotation, molecular function: mannosyl-oligosaccharide 1,2-alpha-mannosidase activity; calcium ion binding.